Drosophila mojavensis is the source of this 2388-nucleotide messenger RNA. RefSeq names its product pickpocket protein 28 (gene ppk28). The record is from RefSeq and is a predicted model, not a curated record. The coding region runs from base 414 to 2306 and encodes 630 amino acids. Gene Ontology annotation, biological process: sodium ion transmembrane transport. The transcript has 5 exons. Gene Ontology annotation, cellular component: membrane. NCBI's taxonomy places the organism in Eukaryota, Metazoa, Arthropoda, Insecta, Diptera, Drosophilidae. Gene Ontology annotation, molecular function: ligand-gated sodium channel activity.
AGCUGCGGUAAAUUAUGUCGUUGCCUUGCCUUUGAGUUGUUAAUAUUUGUUUUCUUUUGUUUUAAGUUUUGCGCUCUAGUUUUUAGUAUGCCUCUUUAAUUUUUUUUUGUUAUUGUAGCUGUUAUUGUUUAUAUUGUGUACUCGUAUUUUAUGCGCUCAGCUAUUUUGGGAGCAGCAGCAGCAGUAGCAGCAGCUUGUGGCUGUGGUUAUCUGUGGGACAUGGAGAGGCGACUGCAUGAGCUGCCUGCUGCAACUUCUAUCGACUCCAAUGGCAAACACUCUCGGCUCCUUCCCCACCCCCGCCCGUUGGGCGUAUGCAUUAAGCGGCAUUUGCCGUGGCUGCAACCAGUGCCAAUUCAAUUUGGCUAUUUGGCGCUGGCCAUAUUUGCCAAGGGUCAAUAUGAUUAGGGCUGAUGAGCGGCGAUUGGAUCGAAGUGUUUGAUGAGCCACCUAUAAAUGGAGCUUGCGUGCCGAGCCGUGCAGUUAGUUGCAACAUGAGAUUCCAAGGGGAUAGCAAAGUGCAACGCUUCCACCUGGCGGCCAACAGGCAGCAGCGCAAUCAGAUAUGCAGUCACAAGUUCACUCACAGUCACAGUGAUGACUCCCUGGAUGAGGAGCAGACCAUGUGCAGCCGCGAGGCAGCCGAGAAGAGCGUUAAGUAUUAUCUAAAGAACAGCUCACUGCACGGCCUCAAGUAUAUAGCCGAGGAGAGCAUUACCAUACCAGAGCGCGUAUUCUUUGGCAUAUCCUUCGUGCUGGUGGUCAUUCUGUCGGGCUUCUUCAUAUCAAACAUUUACAUCAAAUGGAGCGCCUCGCCCAUCAUCAUCUCGACGAGCGCCAAGCAGCAGCUGACGAGCAACAUUCCCUUUCCGGCUAUAACCAUAUGUAAUCUGAAUCAGGCGCUGCGAAGUCGGGUUCAAAGCAUCUCCAGCACCAGCAAAAACUAUUCGUUGCUUAUGAAUCUGUGCAGCAAGGAUUACGAUCAGACCAUCACGUACAUCGGCACCUGGACGUACUUCAAGGCGCUGCUGGUGGAGGUGGCCCAGCCAUGCGAUGAGAUGCUGCUCCAUUGCAGCUUCGGCUCACGCAAGGAGAUCUGCUCGACGAUUUUCAAUUCCAUUCUGACGGACGACGGACUGUGCUGCACGUUCAAUGCGCUCGAUCCCAUCUAUUUGUUUCGCAACUAUACGGACGAUGUGCGCAUCGAGCCGGCGGCAGAGAAUUCAAUAUUCAAGGCCAUUGACUGGACUCCAGAAUCCGGCUAUGCCAAGAAUCUGCCGGAGUUCUACUACCCCCGGACAUCUGGCGGCACGGGCAGUCGCAUGGGACUCACCGUCGUAUUGAAUGCCUCGAUCGCCGAAUAUUACUGCACCAAGUCCAUGGGCAAUGGCUUCAAGGUGCUGGUGCACAAUCCCGCCGAGCUGCCCAAGGUGACCAACUAUGGAUUUGUGGUUAGCGCUGGUCGUGAGGCACGCAUACCCAUUGAGCCGGUCUACGAGGAUGCCACGCCCAGCAUACGGUCGAUCAAGAAGGCGGUGCGCCGCUGCCUGUUCUCGGAUGAGAACGAUCUGUCCUAUUAUCGCACCUACUCCCGCAAGAACUGUGAGCUGGAGUGCGAGGCGAAGCUGCUGCUGCGCGAAUGCAGCUGCGUGCUCUACUACCUGCCUCGGAUAGAUCCGGCUGCCCGUGUCUGUGGGCCCAACGACAACAACUGCACGAAUCGGGUGCAGACGGAGAUCGAGUCGUCGAAGACGAAUCUCUCCUGUGAGAACUGCUGGCCGGGCUGCUUUGAGCUCACCUUCAAGUCGGUCAUGACCAGCUCGACGAUUGUGGCUGGGCCCAGCUACCAGAAUGGCGAACAGCUGCCGGAGCGUCUCUUCAAUGCCAGCCAGAAUGGCAACGUCAACGACCUAGCCAUUCUCCACUUUUACUAUCUGAACAACAACUUUCGCAGCACUACCAAGUCCGAAAUGUUUGGCUUCACCGAGUUUCUGUCCAAUACGGGUGGCCUGCUCGGCCUGUUCAUGGGCUUCAGCAUCUUCUCUGUGAUCGAGAUCGUCUACUAUGUGACGAUGCGUCCCUUUUGCGCCUCUCGGACGAUGCACGAGCGACGACGCCGCCGCCAAGCGGAGCUGCUCUGGUUGACGCCGGUGCGCCAGCGACGACGCCUCCAUCUCCAGCUGCAACGCCCGCCGCCGCCAUACAGCCAGCUGGGCAAGGCGAGGCCAGGCCCGAAGUUUAAGCAGAGUCUGUGGCAGACGCUGCGUGCCGGCCGCGAUCCGAUUGUCUAUCCCUAUUUGGAUUAGGAUGUUGUUAUCUCCACUCUUUAUGGGCUCUUCGAGUGCAGCGGACGUGGCCUCAAGCUGAAUAAAUAAACCAAGGCGCAGC